Molecule: messenger RNA, 1180 nt
Organism: Prorocentrum cordatum
Lineage: Eukaryota; Dinophyceae; Prorocentrales; Prorocentraceae
Source: the annotation of a GenBank genome assembly
AGCCGUUUGUCGGUCUGCUCGCUUGCCCUCAGGGCGCUUCGCGCCGCAAUGUUCGCCCUGUGCUGCCAGAAGUCUUAUUCGUUCGAGGAGUGCAUCGUCGACGACAGGGAGCCCCUGGUGCCCAUCGCGGCGGCGCGCGGCUUCUGCCACGACGCCAGCGGUUCCGGCGAGAGUCUGUCCCUCGGGGGCGGCGGGGAGCCCGGCCGUGGGAAGCGGCGGCGCCGCCCGGAGGAUGACGCCGCGGAGCAGGCGCGCCUGCAGUCCCUGCUGGACUCCUUCGCCAGGGGCGCCGUCCGGGGGUGCCCCGCCGUGCACGUGGACGACAGGGGUGUGCGCACGGAGGCGCUGUACCGCAUCGACAGGAGCCUCAGGCACCUGACGCUCCUGGCAAGGGACGACCGCAGGUUGAUCGGGGAGUGCCCGAUCAAGGACAUCCAGGACAUCUAUCUGCUGGAGGACGGCCAGGAGUGCUUCCCCCCGCAGGUGGUGAAGAGCGUGGGUCCCAACGAGAGGGAGCUCCUACUGAUGCUCGUGCACGGCGGCAGCCAGGAGAGGGCCUUCAGCUUCUGCAUGCUGGAGGAGUCCCGGGAGAGCCGCGACAGGUUUCGACGAAGACGAAUCGGCGUCUUAACAUAGGCUGUCGGACCUCCGAAAGUUUAUGCUCGUGCCGAUCUCUCUUCUUCGAACAGGUUCCUCGAGAGCAUGCGGGUGCUCAGCAUCUACGCCGCCAACGCCCCCGCGGCGGACGCGAACCGCCUCGGCGUCCCCGCGUCGCCCACGGGGGCGCGGCGCGCCCGCUAAUUAGGCAGGCCAGCCGAUCCUCUCUCAAGUAAACGCCCAAUGCUGGCGAAUGGAGGAGGUCCGAGCGCCUGCGGCGCGCGCGACUGGGGCCCGAGGCUUGCGCCGGUGCCGCUGUGUUCGUGCCUCGCCUCGUCCUCUCGUCGCCGUCGCCCUCCUCCCGUCUCAGCAGCACGCUCGAGGCCCCUUCAUACCCAGCGGGCUGCGAAGGCUGGGGCCCAGAGCCUGCCGCAGAGGACUGCGCAAGGCCUCGCCCCUGGAUCCCGCGGUUUUUUGGGGGCGCGGGCCGCGGAGGCAGGAGAAUUCGCAAGAGACCGCAUUCGGCGGCUCCGAGCUCGAGCCUGAGCUCGUCUUCUUCAGCUCGUCUUCUUCUUCUUCUUAU